This is a messenger RNA of Momordica charantia (bitter melon), 791 nucleotides long. Its product is annotated as small ribosomal subunit protein eS7. The record is from RefSeq and is a predicted model, not a curated record. Lineage: Eukaryota; Viridiplantae; Streptophyta; Magnoliopsida; Cucurbitales; Cucurbitaceae. Gene Ontology annotation, cellular component: cytosolic small ribosomal subunit; ribosome; 90S preribosome. Gene Ontology annotation, biological process: ribosomal small subunit biogenesis; rRNA processing; translation. Gene Ontology annotation, molecular function: structural constituent of ribosome.
CUUUCCAGCACCUCCGACUAGAUUUCUCAAGAUGUAUACGGCCCUGAAAAAGAUCCACAAGGACAAGGAUGUUGAACCUUCUGAAUUCGAGGAGUCUGUUGCUCAGGCAUUCUUUGAUUUGGAAAACACGAAUUCGGAGCUGAAAAGUGACCUGAAGGAUCUGUACAUUAAUUCAGCACUUCAAGUUGACGUUUCUGGAAACAGGAAGGCUGUUGUUAUCUAUGUUCCCUUUAGAUUGAGGAAGGCUUUCCGCAAGAUUCAGUUGAGGCUUGUUCGUGAGCUAGAAAAGAAAUUCAGCGGAAAGGAUGUUAUUCUGAUUGCUAACCGGAGAAUCUUGAGACCUCCAAAGAAAGGGUCAGCUGUUCAAAGGCCUCGCACUCGUACUCUCACUUCUGUGCAUGAAGCAAUGCUAGAAGACAUUGUUUUGCCCGCCGAGAUUGUUGGGAAACGGAUCAGAUACAGGGUUGAUGGAUCAAAAAUCAUGAAGGUUUACUUGGACCCUAAGGAGCGGAACAACACCGAGUACAAGUUGGAGAGUUUUGCUGCAGUUUACAGGAAGCUUUCUGGUAAAGAUGUUGCCUUUGAGUUCCCUAUUACAGAGGCAUAAACUCCUUAUCCAAUGUGAUACCGUUUUAGAUGCAUUUAGUUGGAAGUCAUUCAAAUUUUUGAUGUUGAGAACGUUUGAGUGAAGUAUUAGAUUCUGUUUUAUGAUUUUUAUUUUGGCAAAGCAAAUUGAUUUAUGGAUGCGUGGUGGUUUUAGUUCGAUAGGUUUUGAAUGUCUUAUUAAGUCU